Molecule: messenger RNA, 1245 nt
Organism: Dioszegia hungarica
Lineage: Eukaryota; Fungi; Basidiomycota; Tremellomycetes; Tremellales; Bulleribasidiaceae
Product: protein-tyrosine phosphatase-like protein
Exons: 6
Coding region: 1-1245 (414 amino acids)
Biological process (GO): protein dephosphorylation
Molecular function (GO): protein tyrosine phosphatase activity
Source: RefSeq, a predicted model, not a curated record
AUGUCCGUCCAGCCCGCAUGGGACCUGCUUGUCCAGCGGGAACGCCACCGUGUCGCCUACUCCGCGACAAAACGUCCCAAGACGUCCGCGGAGAAGUUCUACUCGGUCGUCGAAUCCGCUAGUAAUCGCGAGUGUAACCGGUACUCCAAUAUCCUCGCUUAUGACCGGACGGCGGUCACUGUAAAUGAGGACUAUUUGAACGCGAAUGUGGUGAAGGACGGGUAUGGGAGAUGGUGGAUUGCUUCUCAGGCCCCAUUACCCAAUACAUUCGAGACGUUCUUUGACGCCAUUCAUCACAAGGCCGCCUCGAAACACCCCCUCAUCCAGGCAGAGACGGACGGAGCUAUCAUCAUACAGCUCACAGGUGACAGAGAAGCAGGAGCGAGGAAAGCCGACCCAUAUCUCAACGGGUGGCCAGACUUUGGAGUCCCAAAAGGCGAUGGGGUCGAAGCGCUCCGGCGGCUCGUACUGGAGAUUGGCGAGGUCGGGAAGGGUAAGGAGGUCUGGGUACACUGCUCGGCCGGAGUAGGGCGCAGUGGGGCCUUCAUCGCGCUAUCAUCUCUGAUGCUGCCUCGCGGAACGCACGGUGGGCAGACGUCUCCUCUCGGUCCGCUACCCGCCCCAUUUACGGAUGACAAGGUGGCUCAGACGAUCGAUGGGAUGAGGGAGUGGCGAGGAGCGCUUGUGCAGACGAUGGAGCAGCUAGACCUUACAAAGUUGUACCUGCUGCAUCAGAACCUUAUUUUCAACUCCACAUUCCUCGCGCACGGGUCGCGUUCUGUUCUCCAUCUGCGCGCCAAAUUCGUGCUCCCUCCAUCCGCUUCACAUCACUCGCCCAUCAUGCCCGCCUUCAACACAAAGCAGUACCUCACCCACGCAACAUACCACCAAUGUCUCCUCUUCGCAUCCUUCGUCUUUCUCCCCCGCUCCAGUAAAGUCGGGACCCAACGCACCUCCGCCGACCGGCCCGAACACCCCUUCCUCACGCCCAUCACCUACAGCCCGAUCAGGACGAUGGCGUGGUACCUCAUCGGUGCAGGAGUGUGCGCUAUGCUCUGGGGUCAGCAUCUCCGGACUUGGUCCGAAGGGGGAGUCAGGAUCAAAGAUAGGGAUGAGCGCGUCAAGCGGACUGCAACCGGGGUCAGGCUGAAGAUACAGAGAUUGAAGGAUGCGGGGAUAGCUACACUCAUUUCCAUCCCAUGCCUUUUCGUCCUGCUGUACAUACUCGGCGCUCCUUGGAAGUGA